Micromonas commoda is the source of this 1063-nucleotide messenger RNA. RefSeq lists its product with no specific name. The record is from RefSeq and is a predicted model, not a curated record. Lineage: Eukaryota; Viridiplantae; Chlorophyta; Mamiellophyceae; Mamiellales; Mamiellaceae. Gene Ontology annotation, molecular function: UDP-N-acetylglucosamine-dolichyl-phosphate N-acetylglucosaminephosphotransferase activity. The coding region runs from base 100 to 1005 and encodes 301 amino acids. Gene Ontology annotation, biological process: dolichol-linked oligosaccharide biosynthetic process; protein N-linked glycosylation. The transcript has a single exon. Gene Ontology annotation, cellular component: membrane.
GACUGGGCGCUGGAGCACAACUCGGCGAUGGCCACGAUUGGAUUUGCCAUUUUCCUCGGAUUCGUCGACGACGUAUUGGAUUUGCCAUGGAGAGCAAAGAUGAUCCUUCCGGCGUUUGCGGCGUUGCCGCUGCUGCUUUCCUACGCCGGUAGCACCACCAUUUUGGUGCCUAGGCCCAUUCGGCGACUGCUCGGGGAUGAUUCAGAUCUGCUGGAGCUCGGCUGGAUCUACUACCUGUACAUGUUCCUCAUGGUCAUCUUCUGCAGUAACAGCAUCAACAUACACGCAGGAAUCAACGGGCUUGAAGCUGGUCAGAGUGCGGUCAUUGCCGCGGCCAUCGUGCUCCUCAACGUGACCACCAUCGUCGCGACGGGAACGUACGAGGAGGCAGACCCUUCCAUCCGCUCUCUCUCCAUGCCGGAAGCUAUCCAAAGGGCAAACAUGCUGAUGAAGACACUGGGAAGCAAGAGUUCAGUGGCGCUGAAGGCUGUGAAGCAGGCGGAGAGGUUGAUUGCGCAGAAUGACGCAGGUAUGCAGAUGCAUGAGGCGCAUAUCUUCUCACUCUGCCUCUCCGCGCCUUUCCUCGCUGUGACACUCGCACUGAUGGCGCACAACUGGUAUCCGAGCAAGGUUUUCGUCGGCGACACGUUCACGUACUUUGCUGGCAUGUCGCUUGGGGUAGCGGGAAUCCUCGGACACUUCAGCGAGACGCUCGUGCUGUUCUUCCUGCCGCAGAUCGUCAACUUCUUGUACUCCUCACCGCAGCUCUUCAAGAUUGUACACUGUCCGAGGCACCGACUGCCCAAGCUGGACACGGAAACUGGGCUGUUGCAUCCGUCAAAGGCGACGGAGACGCACUACAACAUGAACCUAGUCAAUCUGUUCCUCAGAAUAUUGGGUCCACAAACAGAGCGAACGUUAUGCAUGGCGCUGCUGACGCUGCAGGCGGUGUGUUGCAUGGCGGGGUUCGGCGUCAGAAUUGUGCUUUCUGGCAAAUGGAAGUGAAGCAUCAGUGCAUAGACUGAUCAUUCAUUGAAUCCUAAUUUAAAUCUAGUAGCUAGCC